AUGGCGACCGUUGUGGUGCAGCAGCAAACGCUGCGGCAUUCGACUCCUCCACCUACGGGAAUUUCCCCGGCAUUGAGCCUCAACCGGAACUCAUCCCCAAUCCCCAAUAAACAUUUGCCGGUGUGCCCGACUGGUCCAUCACCUGUCACCUCCCAGACCUCGUCUCCUGCAGCUAGAACUGAGAAUGGCGACCAAACAUCCUCGCUGCUCUAUCCGCCAGAUGCCUUCAUGCAAAUCUCGGAUUCUCCUCGGUUCUAUGCCCUUGAGCCCCAGCCGCUGGCUGCUGCCCUUGAAUAUCAGGCGUCUCUGCCGUUGCCGGAUCCCAGCCAAGUCUUCCCGUGGUUGCAUGGACUUCACCCCGAGAACCAUCUGCAGCUGGGGUUCUUCACCAACCGAAAGCGCUCUCUUCGACGCACCCCGAACUGCUGGCGUGGUAUUACCAUCGUGAAAGUUGGGGGCGAUUUGAGUAGGGCCAGGCUCAAGGGGGCCGUAUCUCCUGCAGAGGUUCUUGCGCCGUCGGGGUUCGACUUCAUCCCCGUGGAUCCCCGCGAGGGAUUUUCAGUGCGAAACUUUCAGAUUCAGACUGCGAAGCUGGCGCCAUUGUCUGACAUUGUUGUCUAUGGCGACGAAGAUGUCAGUUACAGACAGCUUCUAGAUGCCGCCGAACAAUUUGUAUCCGCUCAGACCCGCUGGAGGGAACAAGCUGAUCCAAAUUAUACAUUGCCGGUGUAUAAUACUUUUGUUCUGUCCUGCCCGUUCUCAGAACUUGAGCAGUCGACGCCAAGCUUGGUCGCAGUCAAUUCUCGAGGCCAGCUGACAGGGCAGGUCAUGGAUUUCUUUCAAUGGGAACGACUGGAGAUGUGUGAAAUGUCGCGUGCUUCGGAGUUCUCCCCGAACGUUUGGCAAGGCCCGACUCCGGAUUUUCUACUGAGACCUGGUUCUUGCGACCCUACACCUGGCGACAAGUUUGAUCUGUUAAUCGAGACGAGCGAUCAUGCGAGCAUCCCGGGUCCCCGGUAUCUAGCUCGGCUAAACAAGCAGCUUAACGAAGCCCCCCAGCGAUUGGAAUUUCCUUCCUCGGGAUCAAUCCUAUUGCCAGCGGGAGAGAACAGGGAGGUGGAUGACCUUGUGAGCACGAUUCGAUGGAUUUACUAUCUGGCAAAUCCAGAAGGGCCCGCCCAUCAAACAGAUUCUGAUGGGGACAUUCAUAUGACCUCCCAUCCAAAAGGAUCACGCCGGGUUCUUAUGCAUUGCCCAGAUGGUUAUACUGAGAGCUCUUUACUAGUCAUCGCAUACCUAAUGUUCGCAGAAGGCAUACCAGCGCAUGACGCUUGGCUUAGACUCCAUCGCGAUAAGAAGCGCAACUUCUUUGCUUAUCCCUCCGAUGUCACCUUCCUAACAAAUGUGGAACCGAGGUUGCUGCGCGAAAGUCCUGCAACGCGAUCCCACAACCUGAAUAUAUCUCCUGCUCCCGCAUGGUUUGACCACUGCGAUGGUUCCCUCCCGAGUCGCAUUUUGCCAUACAUGUACCUUGGAAACCUAGCCCAUGCCAACAACCCCGAAAUGCUUUGGCAACUAGGCAUUCGACGCGUGCUAAGUAUCGGUGAAUCCGUUACUUGGGAUGACCCAGAUAUUGCCAAAAUCGGCGCAGAGAACAUCAUGCACAUCACUCGGGUUCAAGACAAUGGCAUAGAUCCGUUGACGCAGGAAUUCGAUCGGUGUCUUGAUUUCAUUCGCAAAGGAAAGCACGACGGGGCAGCUACAUUGGUGCACUGUCGUGUGGGAGUUUCGCGAUCCGCUACUAUUUGCAUCGCUGAAGUUAUGGCUUCCUUGGGUCUAUCCUUCCCUAGAGCAUACUGCUUUGUUCGAGCAAGACGGCUCAAUGUUAUCAUCCAGCCCCAUUUGCGUUUUGUCUAUGAGCUCCUUAAAUGGGAAGAAUUGCAGCUGCGCAAGAACAACAAACACGUGAAAAGAGAACUAGAAUGGACCACUGUGGCCCGUGAGAUUGCGCUCAUGAACAAACCCUACUCAAGGUAG
This is a messenger RNA of Aspergillus steynii IBT 23096, 2037 nucleotides long. It is a transcript of the gene pps1, whose product is annotated as tyrosine/serine/threonine protein phosphatase PPS1. The record is from RefSeq and is a predicted model, not a curated record. Gene Ontology annotation, molecular function: protein tyrosine/serine/threonine phosphatase activity. Bases 1 to 2037 code for a protein of 678 amino acids. The transcript is spliced from 6 exons. Gene Ontology annotation, biological process: nuclear DNA replication; protein dephosphorylation. NCBI's taxonomy places the organism in Eukaryota, Fungi, Ascomycota, Eurotiomycetes, Eurotiales, Aspergillaceae.